Agrilus planipennis (emerald ash borer) is the source of this 1731-nucleotide messenger RNA. Its product is annotated as PDZ and LIM domain protein 3-like. The record is from RefSeq and is a predicted model, not a curated record. Gene Ontology annotation, biological process: muscle structure development; actin cytoskeleton organization; translation. NCBI's taxonomy places the organism in Eukaryota, Metazoa, Arthropoda, Insecta, Coleoptera, Buprestidae. The transcript is spliced from 8 exons. Gene Ontology annotation, cellular component: filamentous actin; Z disc; mitochondrial small ribosomal subunit. Gene Ontology annotation, molecular function: actin binding; structural constituent of ribosome; muscle alpha-actinin binding. Bases 243 to 1313 code for a protein of 356 amino acids.
UAUUCGCUAUUUAUAAGAGGAAAUUUGUAGGUCAAAAAUAGUAUUUUGAUUAUCCUGCACCUAUCUAUCUCGAUAUUCACUCACUUUUUGGCUUUAAAAUACAUAAUUUAUUUUUAUUCUCAUUAUUUUCAAGACACGAUCUACAAAUACAAACUGUUUCAUAAACAUGGAAUAAAAAGUAUUAAUUACCUAUUCAUUGAUUAACUUAAAUAAUAUAAAUAACGUUGUUGUAAUAAAAUAAUAUGGGUAGAAGGCGACGUGAAUUUUUAAUUACCCUGAAAAGAGAAAAUGCAUCUAUUCCUUGGGGUUUUAGUGUUAUCGGUGGAGCUGACGUUAACGCGCCGAUUACAGUAACUCGAGUUGGAUUUGGAACGCCAGCAGCGAAUCAUUUGCAAAGGGGUGACAUAAUAACGAAAAUAAAUAAUUAUGAUUCUCGCGACAUCAGACAACAGGACGCACGGAAUUUGUUCAGAAAUUCGGAUAACGAAAUAAAAGUUGCCGUUCAGAGAGAACAUCAUCCUUAUUACGGAAGUGGCGAUUCUUCUUUACACAGUUCUAGAACGUACAGUCCUUUGCCAGCUUCUCCCCACUUAUCCCCAAAAAGCGGAAGCGAUUAUAUGAGAGGAGGAACAGCCCUAACCCCUACGCAAGGAGCGCCGUUUGAAGAAAUGAUUGAAUACGACAUGCAAUUUCUGCCUAACGGUAGAAACGCGCUGAAACAUAAUCGACACAACUUGGAUGUCCACGUAGACAGACAGCCUUAUCGUACUACGCCACUUGUUCUUCCUGGUGCAAAGAUAAAACGUGAACAGGCCCCGACCGAAUCCUAUUUGCGUCAUCAUCCUAAUCCAUCUGUAAGAGCCCCUCCAAUGCACCUAGAAACUGAAAAUAUUUUGAAAAAAAAGGUAGCAGAUUCGGUUUUGCAGAAAAUAAUUCCGGACGAAGAAAGAGGCAAGAUAGUUCACAAGCAGUUUAAUUCACCAAUAGGCCUCUACAGUGAAUCGGCAAUUGCGGACACGAUUCAAAAACAAACAGGCCUUCCGGCGAGGAGAAGAGCGGUUAAAUAUGAUCCCACGAAAAGUGAAAUUUACAAGGCAAUUCAAGAGGAACAACUUGGCGACAAAUACCAGGAAGUGACUGUACCUCCGCAUUCAAAAAUAUAUAUUCCGAAUAAGGUUGAUAUACCGAAGAAACAUAAUAUCGGUCAGAAACACAACGACUUAAAUCAACUAGGUGUACCUGAGGAAAGGAUUAUACAAAGUAACUCUUUUAGAAGGUUGAUGCUAAGCGUUUUGCCCGAAUCAGAUUUUUAACAGUUUCUCGUACUAUUUGAAUAUUUAACAGAAAUAUAUAGAUUUAUACGUGUACAUAAUAAUAUAUCAAUCAACCGAUGCAUAUGUAAUAAGUAUGUAAUUCUACGUAUAAGAUAUUAUUUUCUUCGAUACUAUUUUGUGAUACUGCACCUAUUUAACACAUUAUCGUAUAAUAUAUAUAUACAUGUCCGUUUUAAUUGGAGACUACACCAGACAAUCUAUAUAUACCUACACAUUUAGGUAUAUUUAUUAAGUUAUACAUUUUACCGAUUUUGAUCAGAAAUAAUGAAAAAGACAGCUUACAUUUAGUAACUUAAUAAAUUGUUUAUAGUUAACAAUAAUAAUGCUAUUCUGUUCUGUACUUCUGCAAAUUAUUCGUACAAUAAGAAAGCAAUAAAGGCGGAAUGUUUCCUGUAAA